CCUGUAGCAGAAUGUGCGACAGGGUCACAGCUACCCACGGGAUGCAUUCGGGCGGUGUCCACGAGGUGUGCGGGCUUGUCGCUCUUCACGUGAAGAUGCAGCAGCUACCGUUUAAAGGCCCAUUUAAAGGCCCGUUUAAAGGCCCGUUUAAAGGCCGCCUUUCUGGAGUGAGACUUGUUUACCUUGUAGCCCACAUACUUGGUUUUCUUACAGCCUAAUGAACAGUCAGCAUCGCUUCCUUCCCGGGACGUGUGUUCUAAAAGUUCGUGCGUGGGUGGGCGCGCAUCUGCCUGCAGCAAGAAGUCUUUCCCGUGGGCGUAGGCGGCAUUCCCAGGCUGACGCUGGUUUCGGAGUCUAGUAAAUCCGGUUCGAGCUGUAUAGCUUUUCCUGACCGUCCCAGAGAAGCCCGGCUUUGCUUGUCAUUAAGCCAAUCGCUUUACAGGUUGGAUUAAUCAUCAUCCUCAGGCAAAACCCAGCUAUCGCCACUCCACGUCAUCAACAUGUUCUGGUUUUUAACCCAGAGAGACCGUCUAUCCAGCAAGAACCCGAGUCUUAUUCUUGUGAGCCGGACAUGUUAAUCUGCAUAACUAAAGGAAGCCAGGUGGCCAACGGCGCCCCUUCCACCAGCGCCGGCUCACUCGACAAUAACAGAUUGUAUAUAAACUGGUUUCCAUGGUUUAUCUGUCCGCUUUGCAGGUGGCUGAGGAGAUGCGGUUUGUCUCUUUGCUUGUUAAGGAGUGAGAGGAGCCACAUUUACCCCCAACACAUUAUAGACAAGGGCUUUAUAAAUAUCAGGCUCUUUGUCUAAGAAGGGGAGGUCGGUCCUGACAGGUUGAGAAAUGACGACCUUCACUUGGCUAGCUUGCCUGCCCUUUAUGUUACCCUUUGUUUCUCCUGCAAGAAACAUUUCCCUCAAGUGCAAGCGAGAUACUGAGGAAUUCCUUUCUGAUCUGAAUUCACUGAAGCCCAAAGAAUACGCUCUGAGAAUGUAUGACUCGGUGGGGAAGCUGGGAAGCAGCGUUCUCAACGGCAACCUGGACCGGCUGGGGUCCCACAGCGAGUGCCUCUCCGCCCAGGGCCCCCGGGGGCGCUUCCGGGGCCAGUACUGCAAGCUUCACGUCCUGCAGGGUGCCGCAGACUACAGUGUGGGGGUGUGUGUCCCUGAUUCUUGUGCUGAAGAGGAUGUGACCAUGAUGUCUCAGCUGGAUAUUCUAAGGUUCAGAAAUACUUCAUUCUUGGCACCAUCCCUCUCCCUCUUUACAAGAAACUCGUCUUCCUCAUCUUUUGAAAGCGUGGCCAGAUGUGCUGCUGGCGUGUUGAGGCUGGACGCGCUUGCUUCUGUGUGUCUAUUUAUCACCUUGCUAGGCCUUGUCCUUCCUGUGGCUGGAACGGUUUACAUGAUGGCCAGGGACUGGGGCUUGGACCUUAGGACAUCGUCUGCACACGGGACACCUCCUACCGCUUGUGAGAGUCUUCCCUUAAGAAACAUGGAGAGCAAUGAGCAAAAAAGCAGGAGCCCACGGAGCAACUGCCACGUUCAGCCCUCUCCACCAGGACCCCUGAGCAGAGGAAAACGGUUUCUAGGAGCCUUGGAUGGAGUUCUGCAGUGCUUUUCUUGGCAGAAGAACAUGCCAGCCGUGUGCACCCCAGAGCUGCCUGGAGGCACCUGCCGGACACUGAACGGAAUCCGUGUCCUGAGUCUCCUCUGGAUCAUCUCGGGACACACCAGUCAGAUGACCGCUUGGCUGUCUUUGGAUAAUGUGCUUGAAUGGAAAGCCAGGGUACCCGAAAACCCACUGUACCUCUACUCUCGGAGUGGCCCAUUCUAUCUCGGGGUGGAUACAUUCUUCCUGAUCAGUGGUUGGCUAAGUGCAAGGUCAUUUCUAAAGAUGCACCAGAACACCAGCGCGGGAAUAAACCCUAAAGUCAUUCUCAGAUAUAUUCUCAAAAGGUUUACAAGGUUGCAGCUUCUCCACCUGUACUCGGUGUGCUUGCUGGUUGGACUCUUCUCGCUUGUUCCCUGGGGACCUGUCUGGGAAGUGCCUCAGUUCCACUGGGAUAACUGCCGGCGAGCCUGGUGGACGAAUCUGCUGCUGCUCAAUAACUUCGUGUCUGUUCACAAUGCCUGCAACGGGUGGACUUGGUACCUCGCCAGCGACUUCCAGUUCCACCUCAUGACGCCGCUGAUCUUCUUCGUCCAUGGAAAAAGUAAAAGUGUCCUUGCCCUCCUCGGGGCUCUGCUGUUCCUGGCAUCUUUCACUGCCACUGCUCUGCUCACACUGGCUUAUAAACUUCCGGUGGCAUCUCCAUCAGCAGCCAGCGAAAAUGAGACUGUGCUGUAUUUCUCAGAGUAUUACACCAAGCCUUACUGUCGGUGCGGCCCAUUCCUUGUGGGCCUCUUCCUGAGCAUGUUCAUGCAUUCAGACCGCCUGACAAACAUUCUCAAAACUACGCUGCAGGCCAUGCUGGGCUGGACUUUCUCCCUUCUGAGCCUGUUUGCAGUUGUCGCCCUGGCAUAUAUGAUGGAUGAUGCCUCUCCAACUUCUUCUGUGCCUGCUGCCAUCUACCAGGCCCUCCAUCGGACCCUGUGGGCCACGGCUGUGGGCUGGGUCAUCUUUGCCUGUCAGGAAGGCUAUGGAGGCCCGGUGAAGCGUGUGCUUUCUUGGGGCGUCUGGAGUCUCCCAGCUAGCAUCAGCUAUGCUUGCUACCUCGUACAUCCCAUUGUGAUCAUUCUCUACAACGGACUGCAGGAGACCCUUAUUCAUUACACCGACACCAACAUGUUCUAUCUCUUCUCUGGACACUGUGUGCUGACCUUCUUCUGUGGGCUGGCCCUGACCCUGUUCAUCGAGCGGCCUUGGCAGGAACUGAAGUGGGGCCUGUGGGGACCAGUGCCUGAUGGGCCAUGAGCAGUCCGACUGAAACCCAAGAGAACCAUGGGCCCGCUGGUGGUGGCAAGCAGAGGAAGGGCCUCCUUUGGCAUGUGGUGAAUGCUUGUGGUCCUUAAAAGGAAUCUGACUUUGUAAACAUUUACUGUGUACAGAUAAUCUGAGUUCACCAUAAAAAGCAACUCUAUGAUGAGUUUUUUGUAUUUGUACAACAGUCUCUGUCUCUGUCUCUCUCUGCUUGGAUUUGAUUUUCUGUAUUGGUGACCAUAGUGUUAAAGUACGAAAGAGAGGCCAGGCCCCAAAGCAUUAAAAAGGAAGCAGCUGUCAUAGUCUUCCUCCUACACGACCUUAGCUUUGCGUGGUUUGAAAACAUAAGUAAAAUGUAUAUAAGCUGAACUAUGCAUGCAUUUUCAUAUUGCAGAAAAACAAAACUUAAACUCAACCAAUCAGAAGUGGCCCCCCAAAAAACCCUUACAUAACCAGGGACUCUCCAAUGGGAAGAGACCAAAUAAACAUCUGUGGAACUGUUUAAACAUUGGCUUGGCAUCCUCGUGGGUUAGUUCUUGGUGGCCUCCCUGAUGAGCUAGUUUUCAUGUGAAGUGCUUGGGCCACACUGGUAUUGGAGCUGCCCAGGUGCUUGUUCAAAUACGCUCUAAAACUUGGUUGUGCCUCAGUUUACGUUUUAGC
Messenger RNA from Meriones unguiculatus (Mongolian gerbil), 3575 nucleotides. Its product is annotated as O-acyltransferase like protein. The transcript is spliced from 15 exons. Gene Ontology annotation, molecular function: acyltransferase activity, transferring groups other than amino-acyl groups. The record is from RefSeq and is a predicted model, not a curated record. Bases 840 to 2909 code for a protein of 689 amino acids. Lineage: Eukaryota; Metazoa; Chordata; Mammalia; Rodentia; Muridae.